This is a messenger RNA of Melanotaenia boesemani (Boeseman's rainbowfish), 2192 nucleotides long. RefSeq names its product cholesterol 24-hydroxylase-like. Lineage: Eukaryota; Metazoa; Chordata; Actinopteri; Atheriniformes; Melanotaeniidae. Gene Ontology annotation, molecular function: iron ion binding; cholesterol 24-hydroxylase activity; heme binding. The transcript has 15 exons. Bases 79 to 1602 code for a protein of 507 amino acids. Gene Ontology annotation, biological process: cholesterol catabolic process. The record is from RefSeq and is a predicted model, not a curated record.
CCAACACCACCAAGAGGGACAUUUUCUAAAGCUAUUGGGCAGUGGACUUUAUCCCAUUCUUGACUUACUUUUACCAAAAUGCCCGUCUUCUUUGCACUUUUCAGCUUGUUCGUUAAAGCGCUUAUAAUUAUCACAUUUCUUCUUGUCGCAGCUUUUCUUUGUUACUGCUUGUAUGUAAAGUACAUACAUAUGAAAUUUGACCACAUACCCGGACCACCGAGAGACAGUUUCUUACUGGGACAUGCACCGACGUUUCUGAGGUCAAUUAAAAAUGACAAACUCCUUCACGACAAUUUGCUGGAGUGGACCGAGACUUACGGACCAGUUUUCAGGAUAAACAUUCUGCAUUAUGUUAGUCUGUGCACCUCCUGUCCAGAGGCAACAAAGGAAAUCUUGAUGUCAUCAAAGUACCCCAAGGAUAAGCUGGUCUAUAAGAAACUCUUUUACCUGUUUGGUGAAAGAUUCUUUGGCAACGGCCUUGUAACAGCACAAGAUCAUGAGCUCUGGUACAAACAACGGAGGAUCAUGGACCCUGCAUUCAGCAGCUUGUAUCUCAGAGGUCUAAUGGGGACCUUUAAUGAGAGAGCAGAUAAACUGAUGGAUAAACUCGGAGACAUUGCUGAUAAUAAUGUUGAGGCAAACAUGCUGCAUCUUUUUAACUGUGUUACGAUGGAUGUUAUUGCCAAGGUUGCUUUUGGUGUGGAUUUAGACCUCCUGACUAGUAGCUCACCUUUCCCUAAAGCCGUUGAGACGUGUUUGAAAGGGUUGGUGUACUAUGUUAGGGACUUUUUCUUUGAGUUCAAUCCAAAGAACAGACCUUACAUUAAAGAAGUAAAGGAAGCAUGCCGCCUGCUGCGUACAACUGGAGCUCAGUGGAUCCACAAAAGAAAGAUGGCCAUACAGAACGGUGAAGAUGUCCCCAAAGACAUCCUCACAAUGAUCAUCAAAACUGCUGCUGCAGAGGAAAACAUGACUGCAGAAGAUGAGGAGUUCAUGUUGGACAAUUUUAUCACUUUCUUCAUUGCGGGGCAAGAAACAACAGCCAAUCAGCUAGCUUUCUGUGUCAUGGAGCUUGGAAGACAUCCUGAAAUCCUGGAGAAAUUGAAGAAAGAGGUGGAUGAUGUCAUUGGGAUGAAACAGGACAUAAGCUACGAUGACCUCGGCAAACUGAUUUACCUCUCACAGGUACUAAAAGAGACUCUGAGGAUCUACCCGACAGCUCCAGGGACGUCCCGUUAUAUUAUGGAAGACAUGGUCAUUGAUGGUAUCCGCAUACCCGGGGGUGUAACCUGUUUUUUCAGCUCUUAUGUGAGUGGGAGGACGGAGAAAUUCUUCAAGGACCCACUUACAUUUGAUCCAGACAGGUUUCACCCAGAUGCUCCCAAGCCUUAUUACUGCUACUACCCUUUUGCCCUGGGUCCACGCUCAUGCCUGGGACAGAACUUUGCUCAGAUGGAGGCCAAAGUGGUGAUGGCCAAGCUGCUCCAGAGGUUCGAUUUCACCCCUCUCCCAGGAGAGACCUUUGACAUCCUGGACACUGGGACACUGAGACCAAAGAGUGGAGUUGUCUGCACUGUCCAACACAGGAAUUACACAAACUAAGAGGUUAAACAUUGAUAUUGGUCCAUAAACUAGUUGAUUUCAAUAUUACUUCAUGUAAAAGUACAAAUAUUGCGACACUCAGACAAUGAACACAAAAAACAGGUUUUGUAAUUUAAAUACCAUCAUUUAUACUUAGAAAUAACUAUAUUUUCAUUUUUUUGUCAGCCUUGAACUUGUAAUAACACUAAUACGUAACUACUGAAUAUCUGUUUUUAUGCUAAAUAAAAUAAAAUGCAGCUAAAUAUGUGACUUUAGACAUUUAUAUUGCACACAGUCUGCUGUGUAGUGAUUUUUAUUUUUAUUUAUUUUUGAAUAUGACUCUUGUUUCAUUUUGACUAUCACAGACAGAACAUGAUGCUUUAAAACCUGGAACUCUAAAAAUGAUGCUAACAUUUUUGACAAUUUUGUUAUUCUACUUUGUGAUGACUUAUAGAUGCUAAACGAUGAAUCUGGUUGUAGUUGAAGACUGGUGUUAAUAUAUUUGGAGUUAUGGUAAAAUUUUCAUUUUAUGUUUAAAUAUGAUUAAAACUAAGCCCUGAAAAUGUGUUAUUGUUGUUUCAAAAUAAAUUGUGAGGCUUCAGUACACUCUU